AUGAAAUAACAUGCCAAUAACUAUUUUGUCAUGAAGAUAGCUAAGCCAAUUUCAUAAGUGAGUACUAAUUCAGCAGUUACAAGAUCAAAUGAAUUAAAGCCAGCAUCCUAUUUGACAUUUACAAAGAGUAAACAUAGAAGAAAGAAUGAGACUGCAAUAAAAUUGCCAGAAUUGCAGCCUAGCUCUGUUCGAGCCAAAACUGAAUAAGAUUAAACAGCAUUAAAUGAAUUCAAAAGAUCUCUUGUCAUCAUUAGUAGAAAACCAAGUGCUACAUUUGGAUCUCAAAGAUUAAAGACUUCGCCAUCUAUUCAAAUUUGGGAACCAGAAUAGAUAUCAUAGCCACCAGUAGAAUAAGUCCAAGUAAUAACUACUAAAUUCUACGAUGUUCUUUGUGAAGAGUUGCUAUUAAAUAAAAAGCAAUCCUAAAUAAAAGAGAAAAGAAAAAUACUUUUCAAGACAAGAUUAAAUGAAUAUGAUAAAUUUCAAGAGAAGAGCUCAAGGAUGGUCAGAAAGAUUAUUCAACUCCUUAAAACUCAUAGAGAAGGAAAUGAAGAAAAAGAAAUGAAAAGUAGAACCAUUAUUGAAACCAAAAUGGCUAAAUCUAGCCUUUUCUUUCAUGCUUAGACUUAGUGUUUGCCUGAAUAACAUCAAUUUAAUCAGAAAGAACUCCUCUUUCAAUAAUAACUGUCAGUCAUACCAAAAAGACACACAAAAUAUAGCGCACAACUAACUUUAACUCAACAAGCUGAAUCUUUAAAACCAAUGAAGAGUUUAAUUGAAGAAAUUAAAGAAAAACAAUAAGAUCCAAUCAGAUAAGCUUCAAUAUGUCUUGUAUCACCUAAACAUCCAAUAAACAAUAGGAAAAAAAUUAAAUUAAUUCUUGAGUGCGCAGAAGAGUAAAAAUUUAGUAAAUUUGAAUUUUUUGUACCUGAUUAUAUGGAAUAAGAUUAAGUAGUUUAGUUGUAAUAAUAAAUUGAUUAAGUUGAAUCCAAAGAUACUAAAAAGUCAAAUAUUUAUUCUUUGGUUUCAAAAAAUAUGUUUAGCAAAAAAACUAAUUAAGUUUAGAAUAUUGGCGAAUCUACUUUGGAAGAAUUUAAUACUGAUAAAGCAACAUAAUUCACAAGAUACUAUCUCUAAAAUUAUACUUUAAAAUGCAUCAAUUAGAAAAAAAUCAAAGACAGAAAAGAUGCAGAGUCUCUGCUGAACAUACUUCAUUAAGAUUCAAAGCAAGAAUAAUAGAUCUUUGUAUCCAAACCUCUUCUUGAUUGUUCUAUUAUAAAAGACUUAUAGACUACCUAAUUUCAAGAAAUUAAUAGCUUGAUUUAUAGAUGCAUUGAACCAUAUGAUUCACAAGAUUCUAGUAUGAUAUCCGAUAAUAGUUUCCUAAGUGAUAAGAGCUUGAUUGACUAGUCUACAGAUUAAGGAAUAAAGCUCAAAUUCCUAAAUUCAACAAAAUUGAUUAAUCCAAAUAUAUUCAAAGACAAAUUCAUCAAAUUUAUCAUAUCCACUAUCUCCGAUGAAUCUAAAAAUAGUUUGCUUCAUCAAGAAAUAAUGGCUUUUGCCAAUCAUAUAGAAGAACUUAUUCAUAUAGAUUAUGAUCUACCAUAAUAACCACAUCUGGAAGCUCUAAACCGACUCUUCCUUAAAAUUAAUACAACUGAUAGAAAGAAAUUUCUUAAGUCUUUUUUUAAGAAAUUUGAAAUCAUAUGCAUAGGAUUAUUUGAAGAUAACUUUAAACAUCAUUUAAAUAAACCAGAGAAAGUAUUUGUUAGUUACUGUUUUCAAUAAUAAGGAAACAGUUUAACUGAUAAUACUUCAAUCAAAUAUUCAAAUAUGUUGAAAUCUAAACAUCACCGUGAGACUACAACAGAAACUGUUCCAAAAUAAUAGACAAACCUAAUGAUAUUAUCUCUACCUCCUGCAACUAUAAAAAGUAGAUCAUAAUCUCCUUCUAAUUUUAGUGAACCCAGAACCUAGAAAAAGGGCCUUCAAAAUUAAUAAGUUCUAUUGAAAAAUGUAUAAAGAAAACAAUCACAAAAAUUUUUACAAAUUUAAACUUCAUCCAAAUUUUAAUUGCAACAAUAAACCUCUAAAGUGUAAUAAGUCUCAUUAGGGUAGGAUAAGGAAUAAUCAUAAAUAAAGAAGGUUAAAUUGACUUAAAUUUAAAAUAAUCUAAAAUAAUCAUCUAUGGAUCCAUAAUCAUUAUUAUAUAGAAGUAUGAUGAUAAAGAAAACAAAAAAUGAUGAUAGAAGUUUAUAUGAAAGAAUUUUUCUAAUGGUUGAGGAACAUCGGCUUUUGGAUUUGAAAGAAAUUCUAAAAUUAGAGGCAUCAAUUGAUGUCAAUUACCAAAAUGAUGAAGGUGACACAAUGCUUAUUUCAGCAUCAAAAUGUGGAGCAGUUUUAAUUGUAGAAUUCUUACUAAAAAAUAGGGCUGAUGCCUCAAUUUAAAAUUAUAAUGGGUAAACAGCCAUGGAUGUGGCAUUAAAAAACUAUUAAUUCUAAACAGCAGAUAUCAUAUUUAAGUCUCUUUAUCUAGAUAAUAACAAUGUAUGA
Messenger RNA from Paramecium tetraurelia, 2553 nucleotides. RefSeq lists its product as uncharacterized. Gene Ontology annotation, molecular function: protein binding. Gene Ontology annotation, cellular component: nucleus. Gene Ontology annotation, biological process: regulation of gene expression. Lineage: Eukaryota; Ciliophora; Oligohymenophorea; Peniculida; Parameciidae. The transcript is spliced from 7 exons. The record is from RefSeq and is a predicted model, not a curated record.